AUGAAGAGUGUCUUCAAAGGUAGCCUGCUGACUGCGGCUGCAUUGCCGGCGCUGGCAUCCGCAGCUUGUAUAUCUUCCGGAGACCAGAGCGUAAUCAACAAUGCCUUCCAAUCUGGAGGAGCAAAUACCGUUGUUCAACUCUGCGCCAAUGCUUUGAUUCAGAUCACCGAUCAAAUCACCUUCACCGCCGAUGGCCAGGAGCUCUCCACACAGGGCUACCCUACUGACAGCUCUAGAGCUACCAUCGAGGUCGCUGUAGGCAGUUCUGCUAGCACUUUGAUUCACGCUAGAGAUCUCAACAACAUUCGCAUCAAGAAUAUCCAGCUGGAAGGUAACCGACAGAAUGCUGGCUUUUUACCAGGCGGCGACGCCAACAUCAUCAUUGGUGGUGUCACUUCCGGCGGCCAGGUCGUCUCGAAUGUAGCAUCGCGGAACACCCGCAGCUGGAGCUGUCUUCAUGUUAUUGGCUCUGGCCAGGAUAGCAACCCCUGCAGAAACGUUACCCUUACCAACAAUGAUAUUGGUCCCUGUGGUCAGUCUGGCACCGAUUCCAAUGGUAACGGCCUGUGGGCCGAUGGUAUCUCACUGGACUGCACUGCCUCUUUAGUACAGGGAAAUACUAUUACGGGUAGCACAGAUGGUGGUAUUGUUCUCUUCGGCUCUCCUGGUAGCACCGUCACCGGUAACACUAUCAUAUCAUCUGCGGAUUAUCUAGGAUUUGGUGCCAUCAAUCUUGUCGAUGAUGAAUACGACGGUAGCUACGCCGGCGUGACCGUUACUAACAACAAAAUCCAAGGCAAUAAAUUGUUCAACAUUGGUAUUGGCAUUGGCUCGAAUGUCUGGUCUUUCAACGACCCCUCGGCACUGUCCGGCCCAGUCACCAUCACUGGCAAUACCAUUAGCGGACAUGUCAGCUUCCCCAUUGCCAUCAACGGAUGGACCAAUGGCAUCACAGUCACAGGAAAUACUGUAUCGGGCGUAACAUCUCCCAAGUCCAGCUUUGCUGAUGCUUCUCAAUGCAACUCAGCGAUUCAAAGCGUAUUCAACUCUAACGCAAAUCUCAUUUACUACCCUGCUGGAAUUUCUGGAUCUCAGAACCUCCAGUCUGGUUUUGUUGCCACUCCUGGUAACGCGACCAACUUCUUGUGCUCGACUUUGCCGCUGCCAAACUCGGUCACGUUCAGCCCCGGACAGCUGACUGUUGUUUCCGACUCCGGCCCAUUUGCCACUCUUCAUAAUGUUAUUGCUCAGUAUCAGGGCGAUAAUAACUUGGUGGUUCUCCAGGGAGGUACCCCUGUUUGGGCAUCAGGUCACACUUUGCCCAACGGUGGAAACUGCGGUAGCCCUUCCGGAUGCCGACUGAUUUUUGGAUCCGACGGUAACCUUGGAUCUUACUUCAACGGCGCCCAGCAGUGGAGCACCAACACUUCGGGCUCUGGAAAGUCCAUGGUUGUCCUAAACCAGUCCCCUUGGAUCCAGAUUAAGGACGGCUCUGGUAACGUUAUUUGGGAUACUACGAAAAGUCAAUAG
Trichoderma asperellum CBS 433.97 is the source of this 1530-nucleotide messenger RNA. RefSeq lists its product as uncharacterized. Lineage: Eukaryota; Fungi; Ascomycota; Sordariomycetes; Hypocreales; Hypocreaceae. The record is from RefSeq and is a predicted model, not a curated record.